This is a messenger RNA of Peronospora matthiolae, 600 nucleotides long. Lineage: Eukaryota; Oomycota; Peronosporomycetes; Peronosporales; Peronosporaceae. The record is from the annotation of a GenBank genome assembly.
AUGCGAUGCGCGAGCAAGGCCGCCGAGAGCGCGUCUGCACGUCUCUGCGCUCGUCAUGGAGACACUCAAGUCUUUACAGAGUAUGAGCUCGGUGUCUCAUACUCUCCCGAUACGGAAGAGGGAUCCGUAUCGACGGCGAUCGAAUCCAAGCCGCCUGCCAAGCGUGGUAUGGAUGAUGCUACGCGUCGCAGCAUCUUUGGUUCAUCUGAUUCAUCAGAUGAACCAACGCCAAAGCGAAGGCGCUCGAGAUCGCAAGACUCGGGCGCUCACAGUGGUGUCGGUUCUCCUAUUGACACCACUUCGCAUCGAGGUACCAGUACUUCUGUCGGCACGUCUCAAGAAGAGCGGGUCUGCAACGUGUUUGGUAUCGCUCUCGAAAAGAAGGCAUGGAUGCCUCCAAAAUCCGUCAUGGAUCACUUGUCGGUGACGACGAGUGAUCGUUAUCGAACACGAUUGUUCGAUUCAUCGAGGAUCCAUCACCUUGACCCUAGUGCGAAGAACUAUCGCGCUGAGAAUGAAUUCUUCAUCGAUGCUUUCUUUAGACAUCGAUGGUACAGUGGGAGUCACAAACGUGAUGGUCUCUCACUGCUUCAAGCGUAG